AUGGUCAACCAAGCACCGGCGGUGGCCAGCCUCACAACAGAGGACCUCUUAUGUCCUCUAACGACCAUCCGUGAUACCCUUCUCCGCCCCGACUCUGAUACCAUCCCCAUCCCUAAACUCCGCGCCCUCCUCGCCCGAUAUAAACAACACAUAUCCACACCAUGGAAUCCUUACGAGCGCCGGUCAAACACUGCUCGCGAGGCGAUCAAGAAAGCGACCUUUACCCUGCCCCAAACGGAAGUCGCGUUCACAGUCGCCGACAAUGUGAGGAAGAUCGCCUUGGAGGUGUCGGAUCUGCUGGAUAUGGACGAAUCCGCCGCUUUCUUGGCGACGAGGUCAUAUCUAGACUAUAGCUUGGACGAAGAGACGAGUGAAGAGAGGAUUGUGGAUAGGGUGGUGUUGUGGGUAGCGGAGGAGACGCUUGCGGUGCCUCAAAUCGCGCUGGCAGUCCUCAAGCUCUCGGACGACGAGACGCCUUUGGGGAACCUGGCAUAUGAUGUGAGGGUAGAGGCGAUUGGAGAGCCGGAGAAGUAUAUUGAGGGGCUCUUUAGGGGUUUUAGUGUAUUGGCGCAGAAGGAGGUCGAUGAGAAGAAGAGGAAGAUGGACGCUUUGUUCUGGGCUACACUCCAAUUACGCCUACAAGAGAUCCUUCUCAACCUCCUCUUUGUCCUCGUCUACCAAAUUCCAAAGAGGUCUGCUGGUAUCUCCGAAGGCCUCAUUCGUGGAUGCGUCAUGUCUGCGUUUGGAACAUCGCAAGCCAAUGGAGAUAUAUGGGAGGAGAAUUCAGAGGCUCAGGCUAUUGCGCUGAGAAUACGAGACUUGAUGGUCGUGAUUGCCAUUGAAAGUCUCUGCCUCGGGCAAAUCAUCUCCCCUCCAGAUCCUCUCGAAUCUCUCGACCUCAACACCCUCAUCCAAUCCCAAAAGACGAUUGCCUCUGUGCACGAUUUCCUUGUGGAACAAUCUACCGACUUAGAACCUCACAUCCCCGAAGCCGCACCCGGUACAGUCCCGCUCCCUCUUUGGCCAAUGCCAAUCAUCUGCCUUGUUUGGUCUAUGGUACUUAGGUCGCUUGAUCCUGCGGUAGCACCAUCGAGCACUGUAGAUGGAGCUACGACGUGGCAGGGAAUGGCCAUCAGGGCUUUGCGGCUGCCUUCGGGUCUUUUCCCUUGGGUGGAGACAAUUCUGAGUGGAUCAUUGGUUGAAGGCGCACUUCAGGGGACUGGGGGCGAAGAGGGCGCCUUCUACCGGAAGGUUUUCAAAGGCAAGUUGAUGCGCAGCGAUCAGACAGGAAACUUACGAGUCUUUACAGAUGUCUUGGUUGGCCUGACAGAAUUGGUGCAGCUGGAGAGUAUCGCCGACCGGCCGGGAUUGUACAGGAGUUGGGAGUUGCUGUUUGGUGGUGGAUCACCAUCGGCUUCUUCUCUCAGUGCAGCAGAUUUCUGGAUAGCCGACUUCCAAUACGAGGAACGACGAGCCGUACUCGACCGUAGUCACUUCCCAUACCAGCCGACCAACCUUCCCCGAACCCUCGCAGCAUUGACUGGUCAAGGCGAACCAGAUGUCUUUGGCACUGAUGCCGCAAGCCAGGUGCAUCACUACUUUACCAACCUGCCUUCAAUCACGCACGCGUAUGAGUCGGCGUGGUGUAGAGGUUUGGGGACCGAGGCGGGGGUGGAGGUUGUGGAGGCGGCCCAAACAUUGGUGCUGCCUGGCGGCGAGAGUAUUCCCCGAGGUUCCAAAGGUGUCAUAAUCUUUGAGAAUGGGUCCUCUCAGGUCAUGUGGGUGAACCAGAUCAUCUCUGGUUGGUCUCUCCUGUUGGAGAUCCUUCAAGCUGCUGCAGGUCUUCGUCCUAUCGACGAGAAAACGCAAGCGAGCGCCGAUCACUUAGAGGAUAGCGGCUACCUGUCUGUCAGAGACCUUGACAUCCAACAACCGUCGGCAGAAAUCCUUGCCGCUGGCUUGAAACUGUUUCGAAACAUCCUCCACGCUACUCCAUAUCUCAAAGCCACUUUCCUUACGCAUCUCAUCCCCGAAGAGCACAUGUCUUCGGGCCAAGCGUUGCUACAACUCGCGCUUACGGUGCUUCAUCAAAGCCGUAUCGCCGAGCUGGCAAUGGACGUUGGUGUGGUAUCGGAUGCUGUCGAUGUGGUCGAGGCGCUGAUCACUACCCCUUCGAGUAACGUUUGGCCUGCUCUAAGAGCAUCAGGUUUCUUUGACGCCAGCGGAAAGCGGAAGGCGAGCGUAGCAGGGCUGGUACAGGCGGAGAGCGUCCAAGGUCACCACCACCUUACAACGUCGCUCUUGAGGCUGAUUCUCACUCUGGCCCAAAACGCCUUGCACGUGCCUGAAGCCGAUACAGUCAUUUUGACUUCUGCUCUUAGGCUGGUGUUCUUUGAUAUCUGGAACAACUUUUUGACGUGGAGGUACUCGGAUGUGGCGAAAAAGUACGAGCUGUCGUCGCUGGUGACCGCCAUCUUUGACACUGUCUUAUCCCAUCCAUUGUCGCCCAACUCGGAAAAGCCUGCACCCGCGGCUCAAAUUCUCAUUGACCUCUUCAUAUCAUCCACAUCCCCUCUCACCUACCGACCCCUCAUCGAAGCUGUCACGCAAUCAAACCUCCUCGUACCCAGGCUGAUCAACUCGCGGCGGCCUGCAGAUGCUGAGCUGGUAGUCAAAUGUCUCGAUGAGACCAUGUCUUUCCUCGCCACCCUUUUGAGGGCUUCCUUCCUCAUCGGCUCGCCAUCGAGUGCUCUACCGAAAUCUUUGCUCGCCCUACCCGUGUCCUCGGCUGAUCUGAACAAGAUUCAGCUGGUAGACUCUCUCUUUGAGAUUGCUUCUACGCCCAUGACACAGACGAGCAACGUCUUGAGCGUCCUGGUCACACUCAGAACUUAUAUUGAGGUCACUGGCGGAGAGGCUCAAAGACCUUCAUUGGCGAGCAUGCUUCGUAGCCCUUCGAAGACCUUUGGCGACAUUGUCGAAGCCUCGCAAAAGUCUGAUGACUUUGACGUCAAGGCUGCUACAUGGCAUCUUCUUGCCAGUAUCGUCUCAAAUCAACCGGGUUGUGUGCUUUCGGUCCUUGGUCAUAACGAGAACGAGCUCACGGGCCCUCUGAAAGACGCUGUCGCAGAGGUGGAAUCUUGGGAGGAGAUCUUCCGGGAUGCCCCGCACCUGAUCGCCGCUGUACUGAAUUUCAUCCAGUCGGCGCUGCGGUCAGCAGGCGCGGACAGUGCAAUUGGCAUCCUGAGAAAGAACAAGCAAUUUUGGCAGAAUGUCUUUGAUCUGUCUACUCGGAUUGUUCCCGCUCCGCCAUCAUUCGCCUUGUCACUGCACUCUGAAGACUUUGUCCCUCGAAUCAAACGUUAUGCUUAUUCGGUACAAGCCAAGGCUAACGCCACGUCUCUCCUUGCGGCAGAGUUGGCGUAUGCCAUGAACAAUGACGAUGAGGAUGAGCCGGAGACGAAAGCGAGAGAGUUGGUGUUGAGUCUGUUCAGGAACGACCUGGCGUUGCAAGAGGCAGGGCUCAUGGCUUGCCACACCAGCUGUGUGCCUCAGCUGCAUGAAGAGCAAGAGCGGAAGAUCGAUGAGUGUGGCGGUAACCUGAAUGUUUUGAAGACGGCGAGAGUCGGGUGUGAAAGAGAGUUCGGGCAAUCCUACCUCUACGAUGGGGUGAUCACUGUCCCGGAAUCUUCCUCGAAACAAGCUACGGCUAAUUCAGCUCUCGAUCUUCUAAACCUCAAUUGGUCGAUGCUCGACGCAGACAUAGCCCUUACCCGGUCCUUCCGUCUUCUGACUGAGAAUAUCGCGGCUUGGGCCGAAGGAGAUGCUCUGGCAAUGACUGCAGCGAUUAAGGCAUCCAUCGCCAUCGCCGAGAACGUUGCCGGGGAGUACAGGGAAGGGGAUAUCAUGCUUGCUAUCCAGGUGGAGCGACUGUCAAUUCUCGCAGUACUACUGGAGACGGCUUUAGACCCGCAGGAGGAGCACAAACCUGAUACUCUUCUUGUCCAACGUCUCUCGACAUACAUCUACAGCGUCAUCAAUAGCCACAGCUUCCCUCCCAUAAUAUCCCUGCGCCAACCCGACCUUCCUGCUAUCCACCAGCCGGCACUGAGAAUACUAUUCCUCUUGCUGCAAUACUUAUCCUCCUCUGAGAGCACUGCGUCCAGCGUGGCUUCUCGCGAGGCAAUUGUGGAUGCCGGGACCGUGUUCGCUCUCGAGUCUGCGGACAUUGUCCUCGACUCUAUUGUGCGGAAGGUUCAACCGGCCUUCGUCCCCAUCCUCAGCAUGGUGGUGGGAGUCAUCUGCGCUAUCAGCCGACUAUCGACGUCAGCCAACACCUGGCUCGAUCGUGUCCAGGGCGUGAACCUCGUCAGCCGGAGCCUGGAUGUCCUUGUGAAGGCUCGAAUCACCGAUGGGCAGAUCCCUCUCCAUAUUUCGAGCAUCUUGCUACUUCAUCUCGCCCUCGCUGGCAACCCCUCAUCGGCCGAGAAGCUUGCAGUGUCGGGUAUCCUCCCAGCUUAUUCUGACAAUGCUAUCAUCGCCGAAGCCGAGAUGGGAAAGAUCGAGGCGCCUUCUAGUCAAGGGAACACGGUGCACGACGCUUGGUGCGGCAUGCUUCUAGUCGUCAAGGCGCUUCUCGCAACUUUACCUGAUACUGCCUCUUUCACGCGCACAGACAUCGUUCCCUUCCUUCGGGUGUGCUCAGCGCAGAUGCAAAGGGCAUUUGCUUGGAACGGGGAGACACCUCUAUCCAUUCCGGCAUUGGAGGAAAUGGAGUUGGUUGUCGAUAUUCAGUAUGGCGUUGCUUGCGCUCUGGGGCCCAGGUCCCUUGACGACUAUGCCGUCCCAGCUCUUGCUUUGCUGAAAGGCAUCCGCUUUGCCUUUUCCCAUCCUCGCCUCUUCUCAACACUUGUCGUACCAUCGUCUGAGGAAGAGAGAGAAAAGCUGGAAGAGGAGCUUGCUGUGGUGGAGGAGAAGCAAGAUGUCGAUCUGCUAGACGUGAGGCGCACACCCAUCAUUGCCGGGCGAGCUACCACUCUCUUGCGCUUGCUUCGGACCAUCAUCCUCACUCUCACCGUCCUCACCAGGUCGUGGGAAGCUCUGCGAGAUGCGAUCGAGUCUGAGCGUAUUGAAGACUUUAUCCUUCUGCCAGAGGACGAAAACGCAAGCGGUACUUCGUCAGACCCUGUGGGCAUCAUCAAUGACAUCUACGUCAUUGUGCAAAACAUCCUCGAGCGGCUGCCAUCUUUGACGCCCACUCUUGGUGGCCAUUAUAAUAUGACACCGUCGGCGAGUGCAACGCAGCAAAUACGCGACAUCGCCUCCCAGCUCCUGGAGUCAACCGCGCUUGUCUCCUAUACGCAGCUGUCAUUGCGACAUGCUCUCCUUUCACCGGAGGAAAGGGGCUUUGAAACUGAGGAAGUUGGGAUGGAUCUGGAUGGUGAAGGUUCUACGACCAAGAGAAGGAUGUCACUGUCUCAGGGUGGGAGCAAGGAGGGCAUGGUGAUCAGAGAGCUGGCGGGGGACCUUCGUGGCAUGCUGAUUGGAGAAGGUGGCAUGAUGGGUGUACUGAGGAAUAUGGCCGAUAGAGCUUUUGGGGUGGAGGGGGAAGAGCCAUAG
Molecule: messenger RNA, 5619 nt
Organism: Cryptococcus wingfieldii CBS 7118
Lineage: Eukaryota; Fungi; Basidiomycota; Tremellomycetes; Tremellales; Cryptococcaceae
Product: nuclear pore complex protein Nup188
Exons: 5
Coding region: 1-5619 (1872 amino acids)
Biological process (GO): protein import into nucleus; RNA export from nucleus
Cellular component (GO): nuclear pore inner ring
Molecular function (GO): structural constituent of nuclear pore
Source: RefSeq, a predicted model, not a curated record